Lineus longissimus is the source of this 4793-nucleotide messenger RNA. Its product is annotated as nephrocystin-3-like. The transcript has 22 exons. Gene Ontology annotation, molecular function: protein binding; ATP hydrolysis activity. The record is from RefSeq and is a predicted model, not a curated record. Gene Ontology annotation, cellular component: Cul4-RING E3 ubiquitin ligase complex. Bases 156 to 4007 code for a protein of 1283 amino acids. NCBI's taxonomy places the organism in Eukaryota, Metazoa, Nemertea, Pilidiophora, Heteronemertea, Lineidae.
CGCACAUUGACGGUGACAUUGUGGUUGUGACAUUGUCCUUGUCUUGACUUGAGGCUCUGAGACAAAACACCAGGAUUUUCUCAGAAUGUAGUCUUGUCGGUCUGGACCAUUUUAAAUGGAUUACCAUCUAUCAUUUUAAAGACUGACCAGAAGACAUGGCAGUAAAACAGAAAUUAAAAGAUCCAAAUGUAUGCCGAGUCUUCUUCUCCUCUCCGUUUCUUGGGAUGGAAAAAGAAAGAGAGGAGCUGACGAAGCUCUACUUUCCCAAGCUUCGCCAUUUAUGCAGUUCGAAGGGAAUACAAUUUGCUGCAGUUGACAUGAGAUGGGGUAUUACAGAAGAAUCCUCCCAAUCUUCUAAAACCAUCGAAAUCUGCCUCAGGGAACUCGAUAGGUCGGAUAUUUUUGUUGGCUUUUUUGGACAGAGGUAUGGCUGGUGUGGUGUGAAUGAUGAUGCACUGCAAGAAAACUUCAAUGUUGCCCUCCCCCACUUUCCGUGGUUGGAUAAGUUCCGAGACAAGGGCGUGACAGAGCUUGAAUUCCUUCAUGGUUUCCUGAAUAAUCCCGGGGAAAGGCCAGCAUGUGUCUGCUUCAGGGACAAGUCAUGGGAUGACAAGUUAAAGGCUCAGGCUGAGGCAAAAGGGGAUGCAAGGGGUGCUGCAAAGUAUACAUCUGAGAAUGAACAUGCAGUCUUCAUGAUGAACGACCUCAAGAAGAGAGUGGUAGAAGUUGAAGAAAAGUGCCUCGCUGUUGACAUGUCCUACUGUACACCAGAAGAGGGUGCUAAGUUCAUGUUCAAUGCCAUCUGGAAGUACAUGAGUGAAGAAUUGCUAGUUGAUCCAUCAGGCAUUGAUUUGGAACCAUCGCAGCAGCAAAAAUUACAACAUGAUGCAUUCUGUGACAGUCAUUGCGGUCUCUUUAUUGGUGGAAACGACUACAUGAAUAUUCUGGAUGUGGCUGUGCAUGAUGAGGAGUCUAAAGGAAUUGUUGUCUUUGGAGAACCUGGGGUCGGCAAAUCUGCAUUACUGAGUAACUGGAUUAAACAGAAGAAGGAGGACAAGGAUUUUGGUUUUGUUGGCUCUCAUUUCAUUGGCUUUCCUGAUCAAAGCACAGAUAUCAAGAAUAUUGUCAAUCGAAUGUCACAGUUGCUCUCCCUACAAUACCACAAGGAUGGUGAUGACGAGUUUCAGUUGAAGGAUGAGGUUGCUACGGCAGUAGGCCAGUUUAAAACAAUGUUAGAUUCUGCUGCUGAGCGUGUUGACCCAGGGAAGAAUAUCUGCCUAGUGAUUGAUGGAUUAGAGAAGGUAGAAGACAAACGGAAAGUAGGGAAGCCCUUAUAUUGGAUUCCAUCUACCCUUCCACCGAGCGUCUCUGUAAUUGUCGCAACGGUCUCUACUGAUGUCAGUACGAUUCAGGAGCUUGUUGAGGCCAGAGGCUACUCCACAUGUAAGAUUGAAGGUUUGAACAUGGAAGACAAGAAAAAGAUGUGCUUGGGUGUGUUACAAUCGAACAGCAAGGAUCUCCCAGGCGACCAAAUGGACAUGAUUGUUGCCCCUGAACAGACAAAGAAUCCAUUGUAUCUCAAGGUGGUGAUGCAGGAAUUGUGCGUGGUGGACUACUACAGAAAAAUCAAGGGAAAGAUUGAGUAUCUGUUAACAUCAGACAACAUCCAGUCAUUAUUUGAUAAAUUACUUGAAAGGCUUGAGCAAGAUUACAAUACGAGUGAUCACCCACAUAUUGUACAGGACGUUGCGUGCUCUCUGUUUGCCUGCCAUUACGGCCUCUCAGAAGAAGAACUCAUUGAAUCACUAGAUAUUCCCUCUAAUAUUUGGAUACCACUGCACUUUGCCUUGAACCUGUUCCUCCUACAACACUCGGGGCUCCUUUGCUUUGCCUACUCAGAACUGAGGGAAGCAGUCCAUGACAGGUACUUGAAGAGUGUGGAGACGCAUGAGAGAUAUACUAGACAGAUCUUGUGGUACUUCUUGAUGAAAUACAAUCAGAGUCGUGGUGAAAGUCUGAACAGCCUGCCCAUGCAGCACGUGGUUCGUGAACUAACCUGGCUCCUCUCAGAAGUGAAGGACUCGAAGGUACUCGGAGAUGUCCUCACAGAUCUUCGGGUAUUCAAACAUCUUUACAGUUAUGACAGGUAUAUGGUUCUAGAGUACUGGCAGAGCACAAUGAUCCCUGGGGACAAGAUAGCAGUUGGUUAUGUGAAGGCAAUGAAACAGGCAGUGGUCGAUACUUACGUUGAACAACUUGAUGGUUAUGAGGAACUAAAUCCGGCGUGGACUGUUUAUAAAGAAUACGCUGAUCAGUUAUUGGCACUUAUUGAUGGCCUUGCGAGCUUCAAAGGCAGGGAGAUACUGCUCUACUAUUACCAAGACGUGCUGAGAAAGGUGAAAUUGGACAGAAUCGAGAAAGAAGACUUGUUACUGGGGAAUCAUUACCGUCUUGCUGUUCUAUAUACUGAUAUGCACAAGAACAAAGAAGCUGAAGAGCUCUUCACGAGUUUGCUGAAAAAAUAUGAAAGGAAAUCGAUCUCAACUGAUGAGCAGAGACUUUCGCUUGGUGAUCUCUACCAUCUCGUUGGCGUCUUUUACAUGAAUGCAAAAAAAUGGAUAGAGGCAAAUGAAUGGUUUGGGAAGGCUCAUGCAAUCUAUAGGAAGAUGACGGGUCUUAUAUUGGCCAAAGGCGUUUUGUUGAACAACUUGGGAGUAGUCAACCUGGAAUUGGCUAACUAUGAAUCAGCCGAAGAAUGCUUUGAGAUCUCACUGAAGUUGUAUGAACAAUAUUAUUUUGGAGAGUUGCCUCCAGAUAUCGGUAUGGCCAUGCAGAACCUGGCCUUGUGUCACAGGAGGCAGGGAAAGAAUGAUCAAGCAAAGACCACCUAUGAAAAGUGCUUGAAGAUAACAAAAGAGGCUCUUGGUUUAAAUCAUCCCCAUGUUGCCAAAAUUUACUUGAACCAGGGAAUGCUUGCCAAUAUCGCAGAAGAUUUUGGAGAGUCUGAGAGACUGUACAGACUGGCUUUUGACAUCUUUAAGGGUCUGUACCCAGCUGAUCACGCGGAUGUUAUCAUUGCUCAAGAAAAUGUCGCACAGGCGCUGUUGUCCCAGGGAAGGUGGGAGGAAGCCGAGGAGUUGUUUUGGGAUGCAUUCAGUGUCCUAGUAAAACAGGAUCGCAUACAGCAUGGACUCCCACACAUGCAAGCCAUGUUUGCUGAUCAUUACUACCACCUUGGCUGUAAUAACACAGACGGUAAGCAGCAGCGAGAUCAACUAGAAAUGGCGAGGACGAUCCUGAUAAAGCAUUUACCUUACACGAAGUAUCCCUUGAUGUACCAUCGACUCUCCCACAUUGAUUUGAUUCUGCCCCCAGACAAUCCAAGAGAACCUCAUCUCACCCUUGAUGCCGGAAUAGAAAGAUUUCCUGAUAGUGAGUUGUUAGUGGAAACCAAGUUUAAGAGUGGUAUCGCAGAAACAGGAAGUCUGGAUGAAGUCUUAGCAUUCGCAACCAAAAUUCAAGAUCAUUUUCCUGCCCCGAAAAUCCUUCUCCAGUUCAUGGUUUGGUUGGAGGAUAUGCGGUGUCAUGACCUGGGUAUGGAGCUAGCAAAACACGUACUGACAUUGGUUCCGGCUGAUAGUCUCUACGAAAGAUGUGUCACUGAAUUCGAAGAUGAAAAACUUCAGAAACUCCUUCAGCCUAUUAUCAACACACUCUCCAAUCUCAAGGAUUACACCAAUGUUUUUCCGUUCGCCCAAAAGCUUGCCGAACUCUUGCCAGAUGACAUCCAAAUCCAAAUGUCUUGGUUCAAGUCGGCCGUAUUGGUGAUGAAGUUUGAUGUUGCACGAAAAGCUAUAAGCCACAUGACAGAGCAUUGGGUGGACGAUGAACAGGUUCAGAAGGAUAUGAUCAACUUUACCAAAGCUGUUGACUGGAGUGAGGAAGAAAUGAAAAAGGAACAGUCUGAAUCAAACGAAGAAACAGAAGUUGUUGAACCAACUAUUUGAUCAAUUGUAAAGAAGGCCAGUGAUGUCAAUGUUCUGUAGCUACAUUGUAAAUAGAAAAUACUGCAGGCCUGCUUGUGCAGAAAUAUGAUAUGGAAAGAGUGAUGGAAAUGCAUAAUUUGAAGCCAGGCUUUUAUUUUUAUAUGUUCCACUUUUACAUGUAUAGAUAGGUCUAUCAGAUUAUAACAUUGUUAUUAUCUUUUAUGGAGUAGCCUAUUUUAGAUUAGAAAACAGAUUUAUUCUUGCCAUUAUUGGGAAGGUAUGUUUUGCCAUAUGUCUUGGUUGUUUUUACCCAAGUCAUUUAUAAUUUGUAUUGUAUUGUGAUUACUGUUAUUACAGAGAUUUUAGCAAGGCAUUGUAAGAAUACAGACUUGUGAUCAUGAGUUAUUGAACAAUGAUACUUGUACACUGACUCUGGUAUAAGUAACCCAGUUUAUUUUGUUAAAGCAGUCUGUGUUUGUCAUGCUUGGAUAUCACGACAUUGAUUAAUUUCACAUUAUAGUAAAUACAUGUUUACCCACAUUUUGCAAUUGUAAUAUUGAUGUGAAAAUUUAAAGGCAUUGUUUUUUUUUCAAGCACCUGUGUACAAAACUUGAACAUUCCAUUAGGUGUGAAAUAUUUUUGUUAUUUUUGCCAUAACUUCAACUUCCUUGUACAUUGUACACACACCUGGUUCAGUGCAUGUCCUCCUUUGGAUAAGGUGUUCUGUAACCUGGAAAAAUUAUUACACCAUUCAUUUAGAAAUUACAUGUAUCCAUAUUAUUAUAAUAAAUGUUUAUCAAAAGUUAA